Messenger RNA from Uranotaenia lowii, 2980 nucleotides. Its product is annotated as zinc finger CCHC domain-containing protein 24-like. Lineage: Eukaryota; Metazoa; Arthropoda; Insecta; Diptera; Culicidae. The transcript has 5 exons. The record is from RefSeq and is a predicted model, not a curated record. Bases 1397 to 2317 code for a protein of 306 amino acids. Gene Ontology annotation, molecular function: nucleic acid binding; zinc ion binding.
GUCGGGCGGCUACCGUGAGUAGGAAAUUCGGGACGAUCGAUCGUGGCCGUGUGUGGAUUUCUUCUAGUCUGCCAGUCUUGGGUCAACAUACUUUGAAAAACAGUGUGGAAUCCGGAGAAUACAGGGUGCCCUGGAGGCGGCGCAUUUGAAUGACUUGUGCAUUCCACAUGUGCAUUUCAUGGCUGGCUAGAUUGGACCGAAAUCAUCCAUCCACAUGGUCUGCUAAGAAUAUACCAACCGGUGAAGGUGCUUGCACGGUUUAAGCAAGGAAGAGAUCACUUUACUUCUUCAUACGUACACACGUCGUGACACGGCUCAUUCGAUCGUCAGCCAUUUUAGUCGAACGCGCGUGAAACUUCUGCCGUGAUAAUUCUGCAGCUCGACGACAAUGUGACAAGGAAUUUCACGAAUUUCCCAUUAGCUGCGGUAUUUUUUUCGCUUCUGCUGCUGCUAUCAAUUUGUUCUUACAAAAAGCGAAGGCGGUCCGAAGAUAGACAAGGAUACAAAUCUACGAAUAAUACAAACCACGAAUAAACAUCAUAGCAACGAAUUUAAGGCCAGAGUCAAUCCUUCGGGAUUUGAAGGAAAAGGUGAAACACAAUAUUUCGAGUGAUACAAGUGUAAAAGUGUGGCAACACAAAUCACAGCCAAUCAAGGGCCACAACACAGUACUUGCUCGAAGAGAUCAACUUCACUUAGGCCAUUUUGGUUUAAAAAUAGGGAAAAGUUAUUUAUAGGCCGCGGCAACACAACACACCAACACCAAAAGCAUCGGGCGGGCGAAAGGAGAAGGCCGCAUCGUCUAUUUAUUUAGUAGGUGUCUGAGGGGGUGCGUACUAGUUUAAGCCAAGCCAAUCCCAACGAAAAAACCGCAGCGGGCGGCCAGCAACACUCGCAUUUUGGGUAACAAACCAGAAUAAUGACCCUCUCGGCAGGAUCGCCAAUGAAUCGGGAGCGAGUAAUCACUUUUGAGUAAUAACAACAACACGUUUUAUCAUCUGUUUGAAUUUGGCAAAUCAGGUCUCGGCUUAAAAUAACGAGAGAAAAAAGUUCCCCAAUCGUAACUGAACUGUAAAGUAUUAACAAACAUAACAAUAACACGCAAAAGUAUUUUCGGGUGGCGAGACGAAAAAAAGAGUUGAAAAAUUUGUUUGCACAGCGUUGUUGGAGGAAAAACAAAAUAACUGAUAUCGAAUAUUUGAAAGCACAAAACCAAGAAAAUAAAUGUGUCACACACGUUGGUGAAGUGAAACAAAUGUAAAUCGUAGAAGAAAACAACCCAACAUAGUGCAACCCAGAAGUUACGUGUUCGGUACACGCGUGCCGUCGAUUUUCGUGAACAUUUUUGGUGAAAUUUUGUGUGUGCGGACAUCUCCCUGGAGUAAAUAGAACAGCAAUGGGACUGGAAGGGUUACAGACAAGACAGAACGGAGGGGGUGGUUUGGGAGCGGGAGGUGGUGGAGGAGCCAGUAUGUAUUCUCCGACUUCUCUACAGUGGUAUUAUCUGCCAAACGUGGAUCACUCGAGUGAUUCGAUACAGAACUCGAAGCUAUUUUCCACUUUAUGGAGUCCAUUCCCAACAUCUCAGAGUUACUCCAACGGGGAAUCUUUAUCGCCACUUCCCGAUAACAUCAACGACCUGUGUGAUCAUUUCACUGAACUCAAUCUGUUCGGAUUGAGUCAGCAAAACCAUCAAAACCAUUCGCCCAGCAGCGUUCAACAACCGCUGGGAAGUCCCAUUCUUAACAACUGCAACAGCAACAACAGUAGGGGAUACUCACCGACGGCUGGAGUUGGGUUUUUCAACAACCUGGGCAGCGGCCAGCGCCUAAAUGGACUAAUUUCCAACGGGUCCUGCUCCGAUGGAAGUCUUCAUUAUCAACAACAGCACCACCACCAUCAGCAUUCACUGUUGGGUUUCAACGGUCAACAGAAUCAACAGAAGUACAGCAAAAUUCCUCCCGCAAAUUAUUUAUGUCAUUUGUGCUUUAAGAAGGGCCACUACAUUCGAGAUUGUCCUCAGGCUCGUCCCAAGGCUGAAGGCAAAACACCAUAUCAGGGCAAAAAACGGUGCUUCGGCGAGUACAAGUGCCCAAAGUGCAAAAGGAAGUGGAUGUCCGGGAAUUCCUGGGCCAACCAUGGGCAGGAGUGCAUCAAGUGCCAUAUCAACGUUUACCCGCAUAAACAGUUCCUUUCGUUUCAGCGUCCCCUGGAGAAACCCGAUGGCUUGGACGUGUCGGACCAAUCGAAAGUACACCCACAGUUGCUGUGCGAAAAGUGCAAAACCCUCGGAUAUUACUGCCGACGGAUCCAGUAGUAGGACCAGCAUUUUAACUUUUUUUUUUACUGAAAUAAUACGAAUAUCGAAACAUUUAAACCACUAAAUCACACUUAUAAGCUCGCUCAUUUGUUGAGCCAAACCACACAAAUAGUCAGUCAAGUCAUCAGCAGUGCCUUUAUAUCUACUGUAUAUCUAAGUGUUGUGCCAUAAUUUUGUAAGGAAGUGUGAGUGUUUUUUGAGGGUCCUUAAGAUGAAAUCGACUAGCGGAACUGAAUUUAUGCAAGCAUAUUUGCUCAUAUGAAGAACUUUAUCCCUUUUUAUAGAUGGAAACUUUUGUUUGUUUUUUCUUCGAAACGAGAGAAAGAAAAAGUUUUGUUUUACUGAGACUUAUCACUUAUUAUCGAACUUACCUAUCGAACGGCGAACAAAAAUUGAAGUACGCUCAGCUGCCAGUUGAAGAAAACUUAUUUGUAUAUAGUAAUGCUCUAUCGUGUUUUAUUUUCAUUUUUACUUUCUCGAGUCUGUUUGUACUGAUCAACUAUUCUAUCGUUUUUUCAAGAGAAUUGUUAUCUCAAGAAAAGAAAGGUUUCUUGUAUCUCCAUAUCUGAGCGUAUCCAGUUUUAUUGAGUUGAUAUUGUUACCAAGCUACUUAAACUGUCUGUCGCAUUAUACGAAUAUAUACGAAUGUUCAUUUUCGAA